UCUUAGUGAAGGAUGAAGUCUUUGAUAGAAUGAUGGUUAAAAUACUCGAUUUUAAAGCCAUGGAAAAGACUCUGUCUUCAUAUUUAUAGCUCAUCGGUAUGGCUAAGUCCACGGUGGUGUACUUCUACGACGAAGACGUAGGAAAUUUUCACUAUGGACCAGGACAUCCCAUGAAACCUCACAGACUAACACUGACACACAACCUUGUCUUUAAUUAUGGGCUGCAUAAGUAUAUGGAGGUGUAUAAGCCAUACAGAGCCACAGGCCAUGAUAUGUGCCGAUUCCAUGCUCAAGAUUAUAUACAGUUUUUAUCCAGGGUGACUGUAGAUGACAUUCCUAGGUUAACAAAAAACCCUAGUAGUUUUAAUGUGGGUGAGGACUGCCCAGUUUUUUCAGGUCUAUUUGAUUUCUGUUCUAUUUAUACUGGUGCUUCAUUAGAAGGGGCUGUGCGGCUUAAUCAAAGGGUGUGUGAUAUUGCUAUUAACUGGGCUGGAGGACUACACCAUGCCAAGAAAUGUGAGGCAUCAGGAUUCUGUUAUGUCAAUGACAUUGUAGUAGGAAUACUAGAGCUAUUGAAGCACCACAAUAGAGUUUUAUAUGUAGAUAUUGAUAUUCAUCAUGGAGAUGGAGUACAGGAAGCUUUUUAUUUAACAGACCGUGUUAUGACUGUGUCUUUCCAUAAAUAUGGUAACCACUUCUUCCCAGGAACAGGUACAUUAUCAUAUCAUCUUUUACAAGUGUUAAAGGAACCACUGAGGGCAUAAAGAAACCCUGGCAGUGACCACCCUUAGUGUCUGGCGUAUCCUCU
Molecule: messenger RNA, 808 nt
Organism: Actinia tenebrosa (Australian red waratah sea anemone)
Lineage: Eukaryota; Metazoa; Cnidaria; Anthozoa; Actiniaria; Actiniidae
Product: histone deacetylase 3
Biological process (GO): epigenetic regulation of gene expression
Molecular function (GO): histone deacetylase activity
Source: RefSeq, a predicted model, not a curated record